Messenger RNA from Danaus chrysippus (African queen), 321 nucleotides. The record is from the annotation of a GenBank genome assembly. NCBI's taxonomy places the organism in Eukaryota, Metazoa, Arthropoda, Insecta, Lepidoptera, Nymphalidae.
CUGAAGCCGAAGUACUCGCUCUUUCUUAAGGGAGACUAUAAACCAGCACCACUGUCGGUUGAACCAUCAAUUUACAACGAACGAAUGAAACAAAAAGAAAACGACGGUUUCCCCAAAUUACUGAGAAAAGUCUCAGUUUUAGUUAAGAAAGUACCAGGAGCUCAGACACGGGACGGAGGUUCGACUUCAGUGUCGGACGAUGUCGAAGCAGUAUGGGAACGCGGAAUGGCGAACUCAGGAAGACGCCAACGGCUUGUCAUAAAACUUAUAGCGGCUCGUCAAAGAACACGCCUGCGACGACGCGCUCUGCGGGUGAUUUAG